GAGGGAGCGGAGCUUAAGCCGAGGAAAGGAGGCGCUGCCGUUGCUGCUGCUGCUGCCGCUGCUGCCGUCGCCAGCCGGGGCAUCAUAAAUAAAUACGAGCGUAAAGGGGGGGGGUCCAUCGCGCGUGCACGAAGCCCCACUCCUCCCCCGCCCCUUGGCUUUCGUUCCCGAGCCGGCGCUUUUGGAAAAAGGAAAAAAAAAAAGGCUUUGACUCCAGCCUGGGAAUUCGGAGCUGGAGACGCCGCCGCCGCCGCCCGCACUGUGGACUUACAAUACCCCCGGCUCCUUCUCCUUCUCCUUCUUCUUAGCACCGGUUAAAGAGACGCCGAAGGAACAGACGGUGCAACUGCGCGGCUUUGCCCUCCUCAAUCCCCCCCCCCUCGGCGGGGUGGUCUUUUUUUUUUUUUUGCAAAGACUUUGGAUUUUCCUAUUAUUUUUGCACCCGAUCUUGGACUUUCCAGCACAGGCUUGGCCGGGAUCUGAAAAGAACCGGCACCCUCCAGCGCCAUGCCCCUAACCGUCCCGAGCUUGAGCUAUCCCAGCCGGGCGUACGAUUACGACUACGACUCAAUACAGCCCUAUUUCUACUACGAGGAUGAAGAGGAGAACUUCUACCUAUCGGGCCAUCACCGGGGCUGUGAGCUGCAGCCCCCCGCCCCGUCCGAAGACAUCUGGAAGAAAUUUGAGCUCCUGCCCACACCGCCCCUCUCGCCCAGCCGCCGAUCCAGCAGCUUCCCGUCCAAUGCUGACCAGCUGGAGAUGGUGACGGAGCUCCUGGGCAGCGAAGUGGUCAACCAGAGCUUUAUCUGCGAUCCGGACGAUGACGCCUUCGUCAAGUCCAUCAUCAUCCAGGACUGCAUGUGGAGCGGAGGCUCGGCGGCAGCCAAACUCCAGAAGGUGGUCUCGGAAAAACUUGCUUCCUACCAGGCAGCACGACGGGACGGGGCGGGGAGCCCGCUGUCCCUCCGCAGUGGGAACAGCAGCACGAGUGGCCUCCCACUGUCUUCCUCGCAGAGCUCUGCCUCUUCCCCCAGUAGCAGCUCCUACCUGCAGGACCUGGGAACCUCUGCGGCCGAGUGUAUUGACCCCUCCGUGGUCUUCCCUUAUCCAUUGGGGGAGAAGACCCCCAAAGCUGUAGAAGCUGCUGCCUCACCUGACCCAUGUCCAGCUUCCUUGCUCGGCCAAGAUACGCCCCCGACCACCAGCAGUGAUUCAGAAGAGGAAGAAGAAGAAGAACAAGAGGAGGAAGAAGAAAUUGAUGUGGUUACUGUAGAAAAAAGGCAGCCUUCAGCCAAGAAAUCCGAGUCCGCUGUCCACACAUCCGGGGGGCACAGUAAGCCCCCUCACAGCCCUCUGGUUCUCAAGCGCUGUCAUGUCCCAAUCCACCAACACAAUUAUGCUGCCCCUCCUUCCACACGCCACGAAUACAGCUCCACCAAAAGGCUAAAGUUGGACAAUGGUCGGGUUUUGAAACAGAUCAGUAACAACCGCAAAUGUUCGAGUCCGCGUACCUCAGACUCGGAAGAAAACGACAAAAGGCGAACGCACAACGUCCUGGAGCGACAGAGGCGGAAUGAGCUAAAACUGAGUUUCUUUGCGCUGCGUGACCAGAUCCCCGAAGUAGCGAAUAACGAAAAAGCUCCUAAAGUUGUCAUCCUUAAAAAGGCCACCGAAUAUGUCCUCUCCAUCCAAUCCGAAGAGCACAGACUCUUAGCGGAAAAGGAACAUCUGAGGAAGCGACACGAACAACUCAAAAACAAACUUCAACAGUUGAGGAACUCUUGUAUUUAAAAAAAAAAACAAUUUAAAUGUCUCUAUUAAUGUUAUUAACCGCUAUAAACAUUGGGAAGAGAAGUGGACCUAGAAAGGGUGAAAUAUCAACGUGACAUAAACGUAUUCAAAACUUUCAGCGCUUCUCAUGGACAAACAAGCCCACGUAAAUCUCAUAAUGGACUCCAUUUUGUAAAACCGCAGAACUCUUUGCGAAUGCAUGCCGAACAGCUGUCCAGCAUCUUAAGAACUGAUGAAAAUUUGGGGUGCAAGCUUAUGCUUGCCAAGGGGUGAGGGGGAUGUAUUGGAAGGGUGGGGGGGGGAUAAUGAAGUUUUUCCACUUUCUUUUUUGUAUUUAAAGCCAUUUUUUCUCUUAAAAGUGAUUUUGGACAGGCUUGCCCGUUAAUAAGUUCCUGUAAAUAUUUACACAGCCUAAUGAUAUGUAAAUAUCUUUAAUAAAAAAAAUCUUUAUAGAAAAGGUUAAAAAAAAAAAGAUCAGCAGAUCACACUUAAUGGUUGUGGCCACUGAAUUUAUAAAUUGUCUUGAAUUUUUUGGUGCCAUAACAUCUCUCACAGAUCAUUCUUAUUUAAAUACCUUUUUUGUCAUUUUUUUUUUUAAAAAAGAACUGAUUUUAUUUUGUGUUUAUAGAUAAAUAAACUAUUUCCCGUAAAAUUGUAA
Ahaetulla prasina is the source of this 2449-nucleotide messenger RNA. RefSeq names its product MYC proto-oncogene, bHLH transcription factor (gene MYC). The transcript has 3 exons. NCBI's taxonomy places the organism in Eukaryota, Metazoa, Chordata, Lepidosauria, Squamata, Colubridae. Gene Ontology annotation, biological process: regulation of transcription by RNA polymerase II; positive regulation of cell population proliferation. Gene Ontology annotation, molecular function: RNA polymerase II cis-regulatory region sequence-specific DNA binding; DNA-binding transcription factor activity, RNA polymerase II-specific; protein dimerization activity. The record is from RefSeq and is a predicted model, not a curated record. The coding region runs from base 508 to 1791 and encodes 427 amino acids.